Diorhabda sublineata is the source of this 501-nucleotide messenger RNA. RefSeq names its product tetra-peptide repeat homeobox protein 1-like. The record is from RefSeq and is a predicted model, not a curated record. Lineage: Eukaryota; Metazoa; Arthropoda; Insecta; Coleoptera; Chrysomelidae. The coding region runs from base 1 to 501 and encodes 166 amino acids. The transcript has 2 exons.
AUGCAUUCAAAAAUUGUCUUGUUACUACUACUUACCAUAAAUGUACUUGAAAUUAAAUCCAGCGUAGUUCCUGUAGCACCACCUUUAAGAUACACUUUGAUAUCACCCCAGAACAUACGACCAUUUGCUGCCCAAGUUAGCACAUUCACCAAAGGCCUUGACGUUUUAUCGGCACCUUUGGCAGCAGGAGUUUUAAACCCACCAGCAAUUGUUACUAAAACCAUUGGAUUACCACCUUUAGUUCCUGGCCCAGCUCCCAUAGCUCUACCAGGGCCAAUUCCACAACCUACAUUUUUCCCUGCACCAUUACCUGGUCCCAUUCCUGCUCCAAUCGCAUUACCUACACCUGUUGCAUCUCCAGUUGCAUUACCUGCACCUGGAGUAUCUCUGUCUUUUGCUGCACCCUCCUAUGUUCCUGCACCACCUGCACAUGUACUGCCAUUUCCUAACGCCAGAUCUGUGCAUGCAGUAGCUCCAGCUGUAGGACCUACACUAUGGUAG